Molecule: messenger RNA, 2121 nt
Organism: Cinclus cinclus
Lineage: Eukaryota; Metazoa; Chordata; Aves; Passeriformes; Cinclidae
Gene: N4BP2L1
Product: NEDD4 binding protein 2 like 1
Exons: 5
Coding region: 126-896 (256 amino acids)
Source: RefSeq, a predicted model, not a curated record
CCGGGUCUGCAGCGAGUGCCGUAGCUGAGCGCUUUGGCUGUGCAGCCACAGCCUCCCGUCCCUGCCCGUGCCUCUGCUGCCGGCAGCUUUCGCUUUGGCGGGGCAAAGUCUCGGCCGCUCGGGACAUGGAGGGACGAGCGUUCCCUCCCGGCCCCGCCCGCGGCGGCCGAGGGACCCGGGGCAGGGGCCGGAGCCGGAGCCGGGCUGCGGAGCGGCUCCCCCGGGUCCCCCAUCCCGGGCCGGCCCCGACCCCGCGCCCCUCCGGGCCCGGCCCGGCGGGCGGGGAGGAGCGGCUGCUCCAGGCCCUGGGGGGGCUGAGCCUGGGACCCCCAUCCCGGGCCGGCGGCAGGCUGGUGCUGCUGCGGGGGCUGCCGGGCGCCGGCAAGAGCACCCUGGCCAGAGAACUGAAACGUGACCACCCUGGUGCUGUAGUCCUUAGCACCGAUGACUUUUUUGUUGAAAAUGGUGUCUACAGCUUUGAGCCUGACUUCCUAGAGGAUGCACACAAGUGGAACCAAAAAAGAGCACGCAAAGCAAUGAAGAAUGGGAAAAGCCCAGUUAUUAUUGAUAAUACCAACAUUCAUGCUUGGGAAAUGAAGCCGUAUGUGAUGAUGGCACAUGAAAAUAGAUACCAAGUUACAUUCCAAGAACCAGACACACCCUGGAAGUUCAAUGUUCAAGAAUUGACAAGAAGAAAUAUUCAUCAUGUCCCCAGGGAAAAGAUACAGCGGAUGAAAGAACAAUACGAGCACAAUGUUACCUUCCACAGUGUUCUCCGGUCUGAAAAACCAGGCAGGGACGAAGGAAGCUACAGUGGAGCAGCUCAUGGCACCCACCUUUCUGCCUUGCCAAGGAGGAGACCUGGCACAGCACGUACAAAUGUGACAUUUAACUGAAGAUGUGCAUUCCUUGGUGUUUUAAUUAUCAGGGUACAAGAGGCUCUAGUUUUACCUUUUUUUCUAAACUGUUUUUUAUUCUUGUGCUUUUCUACUACAUUUUUAAAUUACUUUUAUUUCUUACAUACUUUUAAAUAGCAUUGGACUGUGAUCUCACAGCUCUACAGGACUACUGUAAGAGCACUGCACCCAGCACGAAUGUAUUCCCUCUCAUCCCUCUUCCUCCAGGAAAAUCCAUUCAGGCAUGUUUGAAAUGCACUAGCUCUACCACAGUGCCAUUUUUUUGGUGUUUUUUCUGCAUCAUAGUCUGAUGCUAGAAAUAAACAUUCCUAACUUAUUUCUGUCUUAAGGCUAUUGUGGCCAAUUCUUUCCCCACACAAUUGGCAUUUCUUGCCAUUUUUAUGCUUUAUAUCUGACUGUAUAAACUUUUUGUAUCUACUGUCUUACAUACACCAUUAUUGUAACUUUCAGAGGCAAAGUGAAUGAUGGCAAAAGUAGCUCAACAGAUUGUAGCAAGAUCUGAUGCUGUUCCCUUUUCACUGACUGGACUCAUGCUUGUCUUACCUCACACACAGCUUCUCCAGCCAGGAAAGCAAAACAUUUUAACAAAGCAAACUUUGCUCUUCAUCUCUCCGAGACAUAGGAGCUCACUGAUCCCAAGAUGGAGAGGCUACAAAAAUAAAUGUUAAUGUUAGGCUUGUGCCUGUUAACUCUUAAGUGGGAACAGGGCAACAGGAGCAGCUCUGAACAGCUGAAGCAGAAACACAGACCAAGGAACUAUUGAGUAAUAACUGCACUGCCUUUUGCUCUGAAUCAAAUAAUCAUAGCUGCUCUUUAAAGCUCUUUUAGUGCUAUAUGCAAGUCAAUACCUGUGCCAGAAUAGCAGAGCAACAUUUUGGAAUGAAAGUGGUUUUUGGUGAAAAUAAAGAGAACUUUUUAUUAUGCUCUGUGCCACUUUGGACAGCCAAACACCUAUUCUGAUGUUGCAGAAGGUUAACAAAACUGAUGGCUUUAGACUGAAACAAAGAUCUUGCUGUCAUAUAAGAACACAGAAUCACUGGCUUACAAAAUGUCAUCAAACCCUCAGCCAUGCUGAUGCUAUUGUAUAAUACAUCUAUCUUUUUGAGAAGUGUUUACAUACUAAACUUCAAACUAUUUUGCAAAUGAAUUGGUAUUUAAUGAGUCUUUGUAAUAGAACUUUAUUAAAUACAAUCGAGUUUUAAUG